Molecule: messenger RNA, 2011 nt
Organism: Maniola jurtina (meadow brown)
Lineage: Eukaryota; Metazoa; Arthropoda; Insecta; Lepidoptera; Nymphalidae
Product: gamma-aminobutyric acid receptor alpha-like
Exons: 11
Coding region: 128-1825 (565 amino acids)
Biological process (GO): monoatomic ion transmembrane transport; regulation of membrane potential; signal transduction
Cellular component (GO): membrane; neuron projection; synapse
Molecular function (GO): extracellular ligand-gated monoatomic ion channel activity; neurotransmitter receptor activity; GABA-A receptor activity
Source: RefSeq, a predicted model, not a curated record
AUCUGCAAGACGAGCAACAUCUCCGCUGGCCCGCAAUACGACCAACUUUUACAAACGCGUUCGCCGCAACUUUCAACUGAAAAUCGCGAAAAACGCCGCGUACCACCUAUCUACCUACCUAUUUGCGAUGACGUACAUUUUUUUGAGAAGUUUCGUCGCUCUUACUCUGUGCUGUCUAAUCGUGGACGCAAAAGGAGCAAUCUACUUGACGACCAAAAAUGGAACAUUUCCAAUAACGCUGACAUCCUUCAAGUCCCACGAAAGCUCGGGGAGGGACACUCCAAAGAUUUUAUCUUCAACCGCUAAAAAUCUGUCAAGAGACGAUGACGCCUAUUGGGACGAGAGAUCUGACACGUUGCUCUCGAGCUUUGUCAACGAUACCUAUGAGGAUAGCGAAUCAAGCGGGUGGAAGACAAAUCAAAAGAGGAGCAUUAACGAUGCCGUAUCGAAAAACAUCACGUUGGUGCUUGAAAAUCUAUUGAAGAAUUAUGAAAAUUCCCAACUACCCACUCACGGUAAAGGUUACCCUACUGUGGUUCAGACGAAUAUAUUAAUAAGAAGUAUGGGACCAGUCUCUGAAUUAGACAUGGAUUAUUCAAUGGACUGCUACUUUCGACAAUACUGGCGAGACACGCGUCUCUCCUUCCUCGGCCCGAUAAGAUCGUUGUCGCUCUCGAUCAAAAUGCUGGAAAGAAUAUGGCGGCCAGACACCUACUUCUAUAAUGGGAAACACUCUUAUGUCCACACUAUCACUGUACCGAACAAGUUGCUGAGGAUCAGUCAACACGGUGACAUUCUAUACUCUAUGAGGUUGACUAUCAAAGCAAAAUGUCCUAUGGAGCUCCGGAAUUUCCCGAUGGAUCGACAAUCUUGCCCGCUUAUCCUCGGCAGCUAUGCCUACUCCAAUCAACAGUUAGUGUACCAGUGGCAGAAUUCCCAAAGCGUCAACUUUGUACCGGGCAUGACUCUAUCACAGUUUGAUCUGAUCAGCUUCCCUUACCGGAAUUUCACUUUUACGAGACGAGAAGGUGAUUUCUCAGUGCUCCAAGUGUCGUUCAACCUUCAAAGACACACAGGGUAUUUCCUCAUUCAAGUGUACGUGCCCUGCAUUCUCAUUGUUGUUUUGUCGUGGGUCUCAUUUUGGAUCCAUCGUGAGGCCACUUCAGACCGGGUGGGUCUCGGAAUUACAACGGUCUUAACGCUCUCUACAAUCAGUCUGGAUUCGCGCACAGACCUGCCUAAAGUGCGCUACGCCACCGCGCUGGAUUGGUUUCUACUAAUGAGUUUCUUCUAUUGCAUCGCGACACUACUCGAGUUUGCUGGAGUGCAUUAUUUCACAAAGGUCGGAUCCGGUGAGAUAGUUAUAGACGAUUCUGAAUGGGAGGACUUGAUCGAAGAAGUAGGUGGUGACGCCUUUGCAGCGCGACAACUGGCUGUGCGGCGACGUAGCUCUACUAGAUCUAGUGCUAAUUUUAAUUUUCCUGCAACGUCAGACGACCAAGAAUCUACCGAACUGCCGCCGCCACCCACGGAGCAAACAGCCAUCCGACUCACGAUGGAGAGGACGACGCAAACCGAAGUGAGAGUGCCGCGGUGGAGGCAGCUGUUGUACUGCCUCGCCGGGGACGACCAGUACCGGCGACAGAGGCAACGGGAGGCUGGUAAUCGCGGCCACAUCAACAGCGUGUCUCACAUAGACAAAGCUGCGCGCGUGCUGUUUCCGGCGUCCUUCGCACUGCUCAACCUCUUCUACUGGAUGGUGUACGCCUUCUCUAACGACACCUUCGCCUGGAGUGACAACCCCAUUAACACGCUAUCACAUUGAGCAAUCUUAGCCACUUUGCAUUUAUUUCAGUGCUACUGUAAUUAUGUAAUCGCCCAAUAAUAAGGCCUCAUUCACACGAGAGCUUUUUUAAAGUCCGUUAAAAAAGCGUUCAAAUAGAACAAAUGCAUUCCCAAGUAUCUGUUCACACGUCAACGCUUUUUUAACGCUCGCGCGAAUUAGGGCUAA